AUGGCGACGGCCGGCGUCGCCAGUCGCGUCUCAACGGCUGCUGCUGCGGUGCAGCGGACCACACUGGAGCAGCACCGCUCUGCUCGAGGACGGGGAUGCAUAUCGAGUAAAGGAGGUGCAGCUAGUAGUGGUACUGCCAUGGGACGAGGAGCUAGCAGCAUGAGUCGUGGACAACGCGGAGGAACAUCCAGUGCGGCUUCGGCCGGUAUUAAGCGGCACAGUAGAGGUCCUACUAGUCGAGGAGGGAACCUACGUCGGUUUCUCCAGAGCCGUGGAGGGGGAGGAAGCUUGCGCGAAGACAGCGCCGACCAAACGACUCUAAGUUUGGGGUUAGACGCCGCCCCGCUGGGCUUUAGUGCGGACCACUCGCUUUCGCUCUCGCUCGCGGAUGAAGAAAGCCUUUGUCGCGAGAUGACAAUAGGAAAGAACAAUUUGCUCGAACAGCUUUUGGAGACCCCAAUGAAGGAAACUACGCUAGUCGGAAAAUCCUCAGAACAAAGAGAUCAUAGUAUGGAAAUUGCGCUCGCGGGAAAUGGAGGAGAUGCGGGGGCAGGCGCGGCGGCAUCCCGCAAAACUGGUGACAAUAGGCUCGGCAAAGACAUUUCCGCGACGGCGGGAGGAGCCGGAGAGAAGAGCGACGAUCUGAGCGCAAGCAUUUUGUCCACAACGACAGUUUUGGGUGGUACUACUACAGCAGCGUCUGCUGCAGCGGAAGCCGGACAGCACAGAAGUGAUACAGCCGCGGCACCCCCUGACAGCACUUCAUCCCAGACCAAGACAACUUCGGAUACUCGGAAAAAGCGUCGAGUUCAGACGGGACUCGCGAUCACGCGUGGGACCACCACCUCGACAAGCCUUUUCGGCGGCCCUGCUAAUCAUAAUGCACGCGGCGCUACUAAUCAUAAUAGUACUGGAGAUGCUGGUCACCAUCUGCUCGAAUCCGGUGGCGAUCCGCAAAACUUUAACUUUCGUACCUGUGGACGUGGCGUGCCGCUUGGAGGUUCUGUAGACGCUCUGGAGGUCGCAUCUCGACGCGGUUCGCCACCUGCUGCUGAAAAUUAUCUGUCAGGGGCUCCACAACCACGCGGG
Molecule: messenger RNA, 1089 nt
Organism: Amoebophrya sp. A25
Lineage: Eukaryota; Dinophyceae; Syndiniales; Amoebophryaceae
Source: the annotation of a GenBank genome assembly